Molecule: messenger RNA, 369 nt
Organism: Protopolystoma xenopodis
Lineage: Eukaryota; Metazoa; Platyhelminthes; Monogenea; Polystomatidea; Polystomatidae
Source: the annotation of a GenBank genome assembly
AUGUACAAAUGGCGCAAUCUUCAAAGUGCCCUUCUACCCCGAUAUUCAAGUCUUGUUUUUCAUCCGGUUCUUGGCACUCGUCAAUGCCUUUCCGAUGGCAUUUAUCCUAUAUUCAUGCAAAGAGUACAGUUUUCAACUGCUGAAAGUCUCCUGUCUUCUUCUCCUUCCUUCAGAAGGUGGGAAGAUUGGCAAGUGGAACAGGGUAUCGCGGCAACGCAAUCAAUAUGGACUUUGCGCCAUAGAGCCUUCCAGGCCGUGAAGCAUCGUAUGUCACAUUUAGAGCGAACAGAAGUCUAUUCCGUGACCGUUGGCAUGUCAUGCCCUACACCGUACGCACCAAUUGUCCAGCUUCGGCAUACCACUUGGACG